Molecule: messenger RNA, 3386 nt
Organism: Theobroma cacao (cacao)
Lineage: Eukaryota; Viridiplantae; Streptophyta; Magnoliopsida; Malvales; Malvaceae
Gene: PPC3
Product: phosphoenolpyruvate carboxylase 3
Biological process (GO): carbon fixation; tricarboxylic acid cycle; leaf development
Cellular component (GO): chloroplast; cytosol; apoplast
Molecular function (GO): phosphoenolpyruvate carboxylase activity
Source: RefSeq, a predicted model, not a curated record
GGGAGAGAGAGAGAGAGAGAAAUAGAAGGAGAAACAAAAGUUAUAGACUUCGCUUUCUUCAAUUUCAGCACUGAUUUCUCCAAUAUAAAAACCCAAAAAGGGAGGAAAUAAAAAGGCUGAGUUUUUUUUUUUGUUUUGAGUGGAACAAUGGCGGCUAAUAAUAAUAAUAAUAAUAAUAGCAAGUUAGAGAAGUUGGCAUCGAUUGAUGCACAGCUACGGCUUUUGGUUCCUUCUAAAGUGAGUGAAGAUGAUAAAUUGGUGGAGUAUGAUGCUUUGCUUUUGGAUCGGUUUCUUGAUAUUCUUCAAGACUUGCAUGGCGAGGAUCUUAAGGAAACGGUUCAAGAAUGUUAUGAACUUUCUGCCGAGUAUGAAGGGAAGAAUAACCCCAAGAAACUUGAGGAGCUGGGAAAUGUGUUGACGAGUUUGGAUCCGGGGGACUCCAUUGUUGUAGCUAAAGCUUUCUCCCACAUGCUUAACUUGGCUAACCUAGCUGAGGAAGUUCAGAUUGCUUACCGCCGAAGGAUCAAGUUGAAGAAAGGUGAUUUUAUUGAUGAAAACUCUGCAACAACUGAAUCAGACAUUGAAGAAACUCUCAAGAGACUUGUGUUUGAUCUGAAGAAGUCUCCCGAGGAAGUUUUUGAUGCUCUUAAGAACCAGACUGUGGAUCUAGUAUUCACUGCUCAUCCUACCCAAUCAGUUCGUAGAUCUUUACUGCAGAAGCAUGGAAGGAUAAGGAACUGUUUAGCGCAGUUGUAUGCUAAAGAUAUUACUCCAGAUGAUAAGCAGGAGCUUGAUGAGGCUUUACAGCGUGAGAUUCAAGCUGCAUUUCGUACAGAUGAGAUUCGAAGGACCCCUCCAACUCCCCAAGAUGAGAUGAGGGCAGGAAUGAGCUACUUCCAUGAAACAGUAUGGAAAGGUGUCCCAAAAUUCUUGCGCCGAGUUGACACAGCUUUGAAGAACAUUGGAAUUAAUGAACGUGUUCCCUACAAUGCGCCACUUAUUCAAUUUUCUUCAUGGAUGGGUGGUGAUCGUGAUGGCAAUCCAAGGGUAACUCCUGAGGUUACAAGGGAUGUUUGCUUGUUGGCUAGAAUGAUGGCUGCCAAUUUGUACUAUUCCCAAAUUGAGGAUCUGAUGUUUGAGUUGUCCAUGUGGCGUUGCAGCGAUGAGCUUCGUGUUCGUGCAGAUGAACUUCAUAGAUCCUCAAGGAGAGAUGCUAAACACUACAUAGAGUUUUGGAAACAAAUUCCUCCCAAUGAACCCUACCGUGUUAUUCUUGGUGAUGUGAGGGAUAAGCUGUAUCAGACACGUGAAAGGUCUCGUCAAAUGUUAUCCCAUGGUAUCUCUGACAUUCCAGAGGAAGCAACUUUCACCAACAUUGAGCAGUUUUUGGAACCUCUUGAACUUUGCUAUAGAUCACUUUGCUCUUGCGGUGACCGGCCAAUUGCUGAUGGAAGCCUUCUUGAUUUCUUGAGACAAGUAUCAACCUUUGGACUCUCACUUGUCAGACUUGACAUUAGGCAAGAGUCUGACCGCCACACUGAUGUCAUAGAUGCCAUUACCAAGCACUUGGAACUGGGUUCCUAUCGUGAGUGGUCUGAAGAACGUAAGCAGGAAUGGCUAUUAUCUGAACUGAGUGGGAAGCGCCCAUUAUUUGGUCCUGAUCUUCCUAAAACAGAAGAAAUUGCUGAUGUUUUGGACACAUUCCAUGUCAUAGCAGAGCUCCCAGCAGACAACUUUGGAGCAUACAUCAUUUCAAUGGCAACUGCACCUUCUGAUGUUCUAGCUGUUGAGCUCCUGCAGCGUGAAUGCCACGUAAAGGAACCAUUAAGAGUUGUACCACUCUUUGAGAAGCUUGCAGAUCUGGAGGCUGCACCUGCUGCUUUGGCUCGGCUCUUCUCAAUAGAUUGGUACAGAAAUCGGAUCAAUGGCAAGCAAGAAGUUAUGAUUGGGUAUUCAGAUUCAGGUAAAGAUGCUGGGCGUCUCUCUGCAGCCUGGCAGUUAUACAAAGCUCAGGAGGAGCUUAUAAAGGUUGCUAAGCAAUUUGGUGUGAAGCUAACAAUGUUCCAUGGUCGUGGUGGAACUGUUGGAAGAGGAGGUGGUCCCACCCAUCUUGCUAUAUUGUCUCAACCACCAGAGACUAUUCAUGGGUCACUUCGUGUAACAGUUCAAGGUGAAGUUAUAGAGCAAUCAUUUGGUGAGGAGCACUUGUGCUUUAGAACACUCCAGCGUUUUACAGCUGCCACACUUGAGCAUGGUAUGCAUCCACCAGUUUCACCAAAACCAGAAUGGCGUGCACUGAUGGAUGAAAUGGCCGUUAUUGCUACAGAGAAGUACCGUUCCAUUGUCUUCCAAGAGCCCAGAUUUGUUGAAUAUUUCCGCCUUGCUACACCAGAGUUGGAGUAUGGUAGGAUGAACAUUGGAAGUCGACCAUCAAAGCGGAAGCCAAGUGGGGGUAUUGAAUCUCUCCGUGCAAUUCCCUGGAUCUUUGCCUGGACACAGACAAGAUUUCAUCUUCCUGUUUGGCUUGGUUUUGGAGCAGCAUUUAAACAUGCCAUUAAGAAGGACAUCAAGAAUCUCCAUAUGCUCCAGGAGAUGUACAAUAAUUGGCCUUUCUUCAGGGUCACAAUUGAUUUAGUUGAAAUGGUCUUUGCAAAAGGAGAUCCUGGAAUAGCAGCCUUGUAUGAUAAGCUCCUUGUUUCUCCUGAAUUGUGGUCAUUCGGCAAGCGGUUGAGGACCAACUAUGAAGAAACAAAGAGCCUUCUCCUCCAGAUUGCUGGCCACAGGGAUCUUCUUGAAGGGGACCCAUACUUGAAGCAAAGGCUCCGGCUGCGUGAUUCAUACAUCACAACACUCAAUGUUUGCCAGGCCUACACACUCAAACGGAUCCGUGAUCCAAAUUACAAUGUGAAGUUGCGGCCACAUAUCUCCAGAGAGAUUAUGGAAUCAAGCAAACCAGCUGAUGAACUUGUGAAAUUGAACCCUACUAGUGAGUACGCCCCUGGUUUGGAGGAUACCCUCAUCUUGACUAUGAAGGGUAUUGCUGCAGGCAUGCAAAACACUGGUUAAAUAAACUCAAAACUUUGCUUCCUUUUUUUUCUGCUGCAUCUCUAAUUGUAGCCUUAGCCCCGAGAAUGAGAAUUAUGCAUUGGAGACGGAUGCUGUUUAAGCGAAAACCUCUCUUGUAGUUAAAGAAAGAAGUGGGUGCUAUUUAAAUUAUCCGCCAUAAGGUCAAAUGUUUGGUGACCCAUGUAAACUGUAUGAUUAUGUUGCUGAGCUUAGACUCUUUUCGCAAUGGCAGUGUUUCUUACUGCUAGACAAUGAAUGGAACUGACUAAUUAUGGUAUGAUACAAGUAAUGCCCUCGAGGCUUCGGGGUUCUUGUUUAUA